AUGAAGCUGUCAUCGGUGAAGGUGGACUCGAAGUUCACGACCAGUUCUCAGAUCGUCAAACUGAUCUCCAGUCAUACGAUCUCAAAGUUUCUACUGCGCAUCACCGAUCUGAAAAAGUCGAAGAUGGUGAAGACCCUAGUUGUCUACUACAAUAACAAACACGUUCAAGCUAUACUGGAGCUUAAAAAUAAACCGACUCUCUGGCAUAAGGCGAAAAAGGUGACCCUAACCCAGGGUCAGACUGAGGUGAAGGUCGAAUUCAGCCUGCCCAUCGUGGCCUGCAACCUGAUGAUCGAGUACGCAGAGUUCUACGACAACACCCACUCAUCUACUGAGACCCUCCAGUGCCCCAGAUGUUCUGCUUCCGUUCCCGCCAAUCCUGGCGUCUGCACUAACUGUGGAGAGAACGUCUUUCAGUGUCAUAAGUGCAGAGCGAUAAAUUACGACGAGAAAGAUCCCUUCUUGUGCAACUCGUGCGGUUAUUGCAAGUACGCCAAGUUCGACUUCACCAUGUGCGCCAAGCAGUGCUGUGCUGUCGAUCCCAUCGAGUCGGAAGAAGAUCGGAAGAAAGCCGUGACGUCAAUCAACUCGCACCUGGACAGUGAGGACAUCCUCUACAAACAGCUGCAGGAUCUCAAGUCCGUCAUCGUCAGCCUGUUGGUACGUGUCAAGGAUCACAUCAACGUCAUUUCCGGCAGCAACUCUGCUAAUAGCGGUCAGCAGCCGGCUGCAGCAAGUGCUGCAAUUGCAACAGCCUCCGGUGGUGGGGCAGCUGCUACGACAACCACCUCAGCUAAUGCAACUGCUGCUGUUGGCUCGCUGUCUGUUACUAUUAAUAAAUCACUGCAACAGCUGGCCCUCAAGUAUUGUAUGGAAUGUAAGACGGCAUUUGAGGACCUCAGCAAAAUCAUCCAGAAAGUGCAGGCCACACGCAAGGAACUUGUGAAAUUCGACAGGCAGCAGCAGGAAGCAGCUCUCGCCUCCAUGACGCCAUCUGCUUCGAUGACAUCAUCAGCUGUUUUCCCUGCUGUUCCACCUACUACCGUAGCUGCUGCGGCUGCAAGUGGCAGCGUGGCGACAGUAGCUACGUGUCAAGGUCACGCCAAUGCCGUUGCUGUCGGUGCAGCUGGUGUCACCACCGUUGGGAAAGGAAGGAAGACAUACUGCUAUGGAUGUGCAAUAUCAACCGUCGAACACUGCAUUACGUUGCUGAGAGCCAUGUCGACGACUGCUAAUCUGAAGAACUAUCUUUGUGGACAGGGUCUCAUCAAGGAACUCUUCAACUACAAUCUACGCAGAGGCUCACCUCAAAUUAGGUCAGAGGUCAGGAACCUUCUCUGUCUCAUGUCAACCAAUCACGAAGCGGCUACUAGUGACCUGCUUUCACUGCUAUCCAAUAACAUUCAGCUGGCUAUUAGCGGCCAUUUUUCAAAUCCGGAUUUUGCUUCCACCGUUCGUCACGAGAUGGGUCUCCUGGAUAACUUGCUACUCAUCGAUGAUGAUAUGUGGGAGGAGAGGCUGAGAUGCGUCAUCCGGCUGUUCAACAUCUGCACUCGUUACGACUCGCCGUCCAUUCAAGACGCCGUUUCCCUUCCCUGCCUACGCAUACUGCAGCGUCUCUCAGCUUCAACUGCGACUCCCACGCCGCAGCCAGCUGCUGCUGCUGCUGCUACUACUACAGCUACUACUUCCUCUGCUGGCGGUAAAUCUGCUAAGAAGGAGAAGUCGUCAUCGAGUGCUAACGCGACGACGGCGACUUCCACGGCUUCUGCUACUACUACUAGCGACGCCAUAGUUUACAGCAUCCACCCACCAGUUCAGCUGACCGCAGAUUUUCAGGGCUGGAUGGCUGGCAGGCCUGCUGCUUCGUUCAGUUCCUGGGUCAAAAAUCUGCCAACCAGAGUUAUCUCGGAUUCAAGUGGCCAGCCACCACCACCAGCGGCGACAGCAGCAGCAGGGUUCAGCAAGAAAAAGAGAGAAGUAGAAAGAUUGAGAGAUAGAGAGAACGAGAGGAAGGCAGUGAGAGUUAGGUAUUUGUCAGAGAAGUACUUCAACAAGUGGAGAUUCAACGUUAAGUUAAAAAAUAGGAUAACGACGGAUUUGAAGUCGGUAGAUACGAGUUGGAUUAGGAGGGCCAUGUUUUCUUCAACGUCUGCUGCUAUGAGGCAGACUGAAUGCGAUAUCGUUGAGGAUUUCUGCAAGGUACCUGGCCGCAAGCAAGAUAUCAUUGAUAUCCUAUCUGACUGUCUAGACGAGGUAGGGGAGAGUGGCGAGUCGUCUGCGGAAUUUCUGAAGCUCUACAAGAAGCUCAUCUCCACCGGCCACUGGAAGUACUACACAUCCCUGAAAGGAGUCCUCAACAAAAUCACUAAUCUUAUCACUCUGGAGAUAAAUGAGUUGCAGAGGCUGGAGACCGUUAGUUUGAGUAGUAAUCUAUCGCAGGGUUUUGCUAUCAAAUCUCUAACAGAUCUCCUAUCAAGUUUUCUAGAAGUGGACCUAAUAAAGCAGCAUUACAAGAACAAACUGGUUGGCUCAGUGCUGGGUGGCUACUUGUCGUUGAAGAAGUUGAUAGUUCAGAGGACAAAGAUGAUUGACGAGGCCCAAGAAAAGUUAUUGGAGCUUCUAGAAGGAAUGACAACUGGAAACGAGUCAGAGAGAAAGGAGUUCAUGUCAGUAUGCGUGGAGACGAUCAAUAAGUAUCCACUGCAAGACCUCCUUUCGCCUGUCUUCAUAUUUGAAAGGCUCUGUAACAUUAUCGUCCCGGAGGCGAAUGAUUCUAAAGAGUUUACACUCUCCCUGGAGAAAGAUCCACAGCAGGAAGAUUUCCUCCAAGGUCGUAUGUUGGGCAAUCCAUACAGUUCUAAUGAGCAGGGGCUGGGACCUUUGAUGAGGGACGUGAAGAAUAAGAUAUGUCAAGAUUGUGAGCUGGUGGCCUUACUAGAAGAUGACACUGGCAUGGAGUUGCUCGUAAACAACAAAAUCAUCAGUCUAGACUUGGCCGUCAAGGAUGUCUACAGGAAAAUAUGGCUGCUUGAGCAUAAUGACACUGACCCGAUGAGAGUAGUGUAUCGCAUGAGAGGUCUGCUUGGAGACGCCACUGAAGACAUGGUCAACAGUCUCGAAACCGGAAAAGAUUCAGAUGUAGACAGUGAGGAAGUUUAUAGAAUGGCAAACGUAAUGAGUCAGUGUGGAGGCCUAAAGGUCAUGCUACAAAGGCUGUCGUCAAUAAAGAGUUUAGUAUCAGGCAAACAGCUGAUGAUAGUCCUGCUGAAGUUGUUCAGUUACUGUGUCAUGGUCAAAUCAAAUAGGCAACAACUCAUUGAGAUUAACAUGAACUCUAUCACCGUCAUGCUGGGAGCGCUUAAUCUGGCCCUGUUAGCAGAACAAGAAAUGGAAACGUCCAUAAAAGGGCAGACCCUAACUGAGCAGAUCCUACAAAUCAUGGAGGUCAUCCUUUCAGAAGCAAGUACGCAUCUACCCCCCGAGGUCUACAAGGAAUUUUCCAAAUCGUGUGGCGACAAGGACCAGCUGAUGGUCCUACUGGAUCGAAUAAACAGUCCCUUCGUUAGGUGCAAUCAAAAUGUGCUGCAGGCCCUCAUGAAACUCAUCCCAUUCCUGGCCUACGGCGAAGAGGAAAAGAUGAUGGCGCUUGUCAAUCACUUCAAACCAUGUCUCAAUUUUUGCAGGUUCGACUUAGAUCACACGCAGGACGAACAGAUCCACCUGGACUGCUUCUGCGUGAUAGCUCAGGGCAUCGAGAACAACACCAACGGUCGCAAGUUGAAGGAUUUGAUCCUCGAGAAGUCGGAAAUCGUUCAGGACACGUUGACUUAUUUGCUCGCUAGGACUCCCAAGAUCACUACUGCUACCGGGGCCAAUGUGAUCAUGGAGAGUGAGGGCUGGAAGGAGAUGAUCAGUCGACCUUCCCUACCCUACGUCAUCAGGAUGCUCACUGGCCUCUGCAGGGGGCACGAAGCAAUACAGUUGAAGUUGGUAGAAAUAGUCCCCGCCCUACACUACAUGGAGCAGAUAUCGUCUGACGAGUGCGUCGGGUCACUGGCUGAAAAUCUUCUAGAGGCUCUGAAAGAAAAUGAAGUUGUUGCUAAGAAGAUUGAAGAAGUGAGACAGUACACAAAGCAAGAAAAGAAAAGAUUGGCUAUGGCAAAGAGGGAGAAGCAACUCAAUCAGUUGGGAAUGAUGACCAACGAAAAGGGCCAACUAAAGAUAAAGAAAGACAUUCUGGAGGGCCACAUAGACGGCCUGAAAGAGGAAUCAGGACUCGUCUGCUCGAUCUGCCGCGAGGGCUACAAGUACCAGCCGAACAAGGUUCUAGGGGUCUACACCUUCAGCAAGAGGGUCAACCUGGAUGAUUACGAAGGCGGCAAGAGUCGUAAAACCCCCGGGUACAGCUCCGUCACCCACUUCAACAUCGUUCAUUUCGAUUGUCAUCUGGCUGCAGUUAGGCACGCUCGCGCCAGAGAAGAGUGGGAGAGUGCAGCUCUGCAGAACGGCAACACGAAGUGCAAUGGACUCCUGCCACUCUGGGGUCCUGACGUUGUCGAAUCUGUCUUUGCCAGCUGUCUAGCCAGACACAACGGCUACUUACAAGAGAGCACUGGUAUCAGAGAUAAUUCGUUUACCCACACCAUUCACGAUCUGAAGCAUCUGCUACUUAAGUUCACUUUUGAGAAGUCAUUCAGUGAGGACACAGGUGGUGGAGGCAGAGGAAGUAACAUUCACCUGAUACCCUACCUCAUGCACAUGGCCCUAUACGUUAUCAAUACGACGAGAUCAUCAUCAAGAGAGGAGAAGAACUUGUCAAAUUAUUUGAAGAUGGCCGUUGAUAAAUGGGUCGAAAGUUCGUACGAGACUGAAGGACCACUGUAUUGGACGGUUAUGGCAAGCCACAUCAUUGGUCCCAGCGCAUGGAAGAAAGAGAGGGUGAUGUUUUUGAAGAGGCUGAUUGUCCUGGCUCACGUGAGAAGCCUGUCUUCAUCAUCGUGUAACAGCAUAACUGAUAAGAAAGUUAAAGAUUUCAUCUCGUACAAACCAUACGUACUGCUGUUUGCGUUAAUCGAUUCAGUGUACACACAACUGUUCAAGAAUUGUAAAGAAGACUCAACAGCAACCACUUGGUCAGUCAGUUUGGCUGACUACAUCAGGCACAAUGAUCAGAAUCUGCUGGAAGGUUCCAAGAGGAUCCUUAAAGAUUUCGAGGAGAAGUACCUUCCAUGUGAAUCCUUCGAUGAAUUUUGUGACGUUACUGGUAUGGGGGUUGAAGGUCUGCUGAAAGUUUGA
This is a messenger RNA of Helobdella robusta, 5298 nucleotides long. RefSeq lists its product as hypothetical. Bases 1 to 5298 code for a protein of 1765 amino acids. The transcript has 39 exons. Lineage: Eukaryota; Metazoa; Annelida; Clitellata; Rhynchobdellida; Glossiphoniidae. The record is from RefSeq and is a predicted model, not a curated record.